CGGAGGAAGUGGCGGAACCAUAGAGCGAGCGUUUCCAUAACGACCGGACGAUUUUCUCGGGCGGACCAAGUAACCUCCAUGACAUGGAUGUAUGAAACAAUUGACAGCAAUACCGAGUCAAUGCUGGCCACUCUGUCCACGAUGAUGUCUCAUGGUUUCAAGAGCAGUAAGCAGAACUUUACCUUUGGACAAUGGAAAGUGACUGCUGCCAAAAAUCACAUUAUGAAAUCCAAAGACGUCGAAAGGUUAGCAGAAGAGAUGAACAUGCCUUCCCUUCCAGAGAUGCUGUUUGGAGACAACUUCUUACGUAUCCAACACCUAGAUGGCUACGGCAUUGGAUUCAAUGCCAUUGAUGCCCUUAGGAGAGUAAACAACAUGGAGGAUGCUGUCAAGGUGGCCUGUGCUCAAGAAUGGCAGGAAAGCAGAGCUGAUUCUGAACACUCAAAAGAGGUGGUGAAACCUUACGACUGGACAUACACCACAGACUACCGAGGCACUCUAAUGGGAGAAGAUAUGCAGAUAAAGGUGACUGAGACAGCAGAGCGUAUCGAUAUGGAGAAGCUGAAGGCUCGAGAACAGAUCAUGUUCUUUGAUGACGUGCUGCUGUUUGAGGAUGAGCUGCAUGACCACGGAGUGUCAAUGAUCAGUGUAAAAAUUAGGGUGAUGCCCACCAGUUUCUUCCUGUUGCUGCGUUUCUUCCUACGUGUGGAUGGAGUGCUGAUAAGAAUAAAUGACACUCGACUGUAUCAUGAGGCUGGAAAUAAUUACAUGCUACGAGAGUUCAGCACCAGAGAAAGCAAAAUAGCGGAACUCAAGAAUGUUCCUGCUGCACUGUACACUGAUCCAAAUGAGAUCGCCCAGCACUUGUCACUGAAGCUGACAGUGUAUGAGAAGCUGGAAUUUCCCGUGCCACAUGCUCAGACAGCUGUUAAUGAAGUUCUCCAGUGACCAGUACACUAUAAGAUCCAGGAUCCCGAUGCAGCCACAUCGUGAACGUGAAUCUUGACCAUGAUGAUGGAUGGCAGAUUGUGAUCAUGGAUCGUCAUCAUGGUGGCAGCUGAACAUGGAUUUUCAAUACAUCUAUAUUGCUCCCUUCAUCUCUGUAGCACAUUUUCUUUUGUACAAAGAUUAAAAUACAAAUACAUUGAUAAACAUCUUCAUUUUAGUUAUACACUGCCUUUUCUUAUGAAUAGUGAAAAUAUUUCAAUUUUAUUGAUGUGCUCUGCUACUUGCAGCAUUUGUUGCACUUCUAUUUGUCCUGGGAGAGUGAUCCCUCACGCGUUGCUCACUCUUAUGUUUCUGCUUUUUUUCCUCCUCUUGAUAGACGGGGGGGGGGUUGUUUAGUAAUUUGUGUAUGUGGUCCUCGUUUCCAGUAUUUUUUUUAUUGAUCAGAUCUUAGGGAGAAAGUUAACUUCUCCAUGCAGUGUAUUUCAUUAACAUUAUCGGCCACAUCGUCCAUCGAUGGUGGGUUUGUGUACAGCUUCUUGUUCGCCACCAGUAAUACUUUUUGAAGGUACUCAUCGUGAGUCCUGAAAUUAUCUUGGAUUUUGCCCAAGUAUAGUGUUACAAAAUAACAGUCAACUUCCAUUCCAAAGAUAUUCCUUAUUUCUUUCGCAACCUUUUGCCAAUAUGAUUGAUCAGAGGUCAGCCCUAAAGGAUAAGGUCUGAAGUGGUCCGCCAUUGAUUAACCACACUGCCUCUUGCAGAUAUCUUGACCCCGAUAACCCUGCUGUACGAAUUUCUGAAAAUUGUAUAAUGUUCCUUUAUCAUGAUUCUUGCCAUGACAUUGAGUUGGUAGUCCUAAAUUGACACUCCCAGAUAUCAUCCUCAGUCCUUCAGAAAUUUUCAGCCAGAGUUAAUCUCCCAUUUUUGUUUGACCUGAACGGUACAAAAUCGGUUAUAUAUUUUGGAUAUAUGAUGUUUGUUGUCACUAGUCUAAUAAGAAUCAAUAAAUAUAUUGACCAGAUUGGCCCACUGCCCUCCGAUUGUUUAGUUUCUUUAUUAAAAUAGUCCCUAGCCUGGAGAUUUCGGAAAAAGUCAUUUGAAAGAUGGGUAAAAUGCUGUAAGUCAUUACCAGUGGUUAAAGUACAGUAAGCUGGUACCGCAUUGUAUGUCCACCGCUUAAAGGGCUGGAUGUGAUUUAGAGGUAGAGCGUAGACCUCCAACCAGAAGUUCGUUGGUACAAUCAUCAGUCUUAUAAAUAGUCCUAAAUGCAUGGAAGAGAGAAUCCACCCCUUUCUUCAAGUAAUUAUAAUGUCCCAUUAACCAGGGCCUUCUUACUGUGCUACACAAAUCUUGAAAUCAUCCUAUACCAUUCAUUGAAAUCUUUAGGGGGAACUGAAACAGGAAGUGACUAGAAUAGGUACAGACAUAUCUAGAGGCAGUAAUGUUAAGAUCAGUCAAAUUCUGCUUUAAUUUUCUUAAUAACACAUCCAUAGUCACUGUCAUAUAUUGUGCUGAUAUGUUCUUUUAUUACAUGGUCUACCACAUGCAA
This is a messenger RNA of Platichthys flesus (European flounder), 2494 nucleotides long. RefSeq names its product TIP41, TOR signaling pathway regulator-like (S. cerevisiae) (gene tiprl). The coding region runs from base 79 to 948 and encodes 289 amino acids. NCBI's taxonomy places the organism in Eukaryota, Metazoa, Chordata, Actinopteri, Pleuronectiformes, Pleuronectidae. The transcript is spliced from 9 exons. Gene Ontology annotation, cellular component: cytosol. Gene Ontology annotation, biological process: TOR signaling. The record is from RefSeq and is a predicted model, not a curated record.